UUCAUUCAGAACAGUCGAAGUGCGCGAACCACUGGUGAAAGGAAAAGGCACAGCCCAAGGAGUUAGAGUAGACCAGGAGUCGACCUCCCACCGCAACCGAACCACAGAUCCUAAUCCGGAAUCCUAUUUGGGUGACAGUUAAGCGAGCAUGCCGCAUACCAUGUCGUUGCGCAGCAGCACUCUGCUGGUCAUUCUGGCACUGAUCCUGUGCCUCAGCCCGCUGAUCCGGGCCGUUCCCGCCUCCGUUCUCGCUCAGGACACGGAGCUUUCCACCAGCGCCAACCAUAAGCUCCAGCAGCAGCAGCAGCAGUUGGAACAGCAGCAACAGCCGGCAGCAGCGAAACGCGCCGAGGAGGCGAAUGCGGUGCCGACGGCGGACAAGAAGUCGAGUCCGGAAAUUGUGCCCGCUUCCUUCAGCAAUGCCCCGUCGGCCAGGAACAACCCCAUCCCCGUCCCGAUGGCCAGCCAGGCGCAGCAGCAGGUGCCAUCCGGCGUCUACGCCCUGCCCUCCAACGACGAGAUCCUGGCCGCCGUGGCAGCCGCCGCCCAGAACAGCCAGCAGCAGCUGCAGGAGGAGCCCAGCGCCCUCGAGGAGGCGGUGGCCAGCUCCACGAUGCGCAAGCGGGGCGUCAACUACGAGUACAACCCGUACCUCUCCCCGGCCAGCGACUACGGCAGCGAUGUGCCCAGUGGCGUCUGGUCCGACGACUACGAGGCCGCCGUUCCGGUCAGCUAUGGCGAUCGGGACCUCCAGGAAAUCGAAGACUACGCUCCCGAAAGACGAUUGGGUGGUUCGAGUGCGCGAAACAAGGCCUACGACAAUCUGCAAAACCUCCUGAAUGCCGAGGCCUACUUGGAAAGCAUUCCCCUCUCGGUUCCCAUGACCUAUGCCAACCGGAACUACAACUUGGAUGACCGGAACAAGCGCGGAAUCUAUUACAAUCUGGGAAGUUCCGGUGGCAAUGGUGCGAGUAGUGGCUACAAUUCGGAGAACAUUAACCUCAAUAAAUACCGGCGCUUCAAUGACAUGCGACUGAAACGCGACACCCAGCUGAAUCCCGCGGACAUGCUGGCCCUGGUUGCCUUGGUGGAGGCUGGGGAGCGGGCGCGCAAGGAAAGCGACGCAGAGAGCUCCGGACCAGUGCCCAUGAUCUCCUCCGACGACCUGGACUACGUGCCGGCGGGCAGUUGGAUGGACGUGCCCGUACAGGCGCAACCCGCCCUGGUGGACUACUACGGAAUGCCGGUGGACAACCAGAACCAGGUGAUGCCCAAGUACGAGUACGUGCCCAGGCAGCACAAGUACAGUGGAGUCAACAGCCGAUUUGGUUCCUCGAAACAGCGAUAUAUGGUGGCCAAGAAGAAGCGAUCGGUCAGCCAAAGCCAGUUCAUGAACGAGCCGGUGGCCGAGCGUGGAUCCAGCUAUAAUGGCGAGAAGUACUACUAAGGAUCGGGAAUCCCCCCAACACAUCGGUAGUCUAUUUAGUAGUUAAUGAUAGCCACAGGCCCCACGAAGAGUAUUUCUGCGUUUUUUUCGAACAUUGAACAUAACAUAAUCCAAGGAACACAAAAACACAAACGAAACCAAAUAUCCAAAGUUUCCAAUUCAAUUAUAGUAAUGAGAUAGUGUCAAGGUCAACUCGUGUGCAAUUUUUGUGUAGAAUUUCAAUUUUAAAUUUUAAACCAACUCUACGAGAACUAAAUUAUUGUUAUACGCAUAUGAAGAACAUUAAUAAUGUAUUGUACGUCAAGAACAUAAUCAAAUCAAUGUUUUUAGGACGCCGAACAGGGUUCGGCGAUUUUGUCCCACGAAACCCAACCUUAGCUUAACCGGAACCGGAAAGGAACUAAACCGAAUCUAUGCCACGUAAUCCCUGUAAGAAAUCGGUGUCUAUGGCAACUAAAUGUACAACUACUGAAAUCCAGAGAAACCGCAACUAUCUGUAUCUACUUGUGUAAUACUUAUCGAACUAGAGGCUUCCCGACUAGUACAAAACAAAAUAAAAAUGAGAGGAGAACGUUCAAAUAUAUAUAUAUUAAAAUAUCGAUAGCAACAAUCGCCAGAAUUGGCUAGUUAUCAACUUUAAUCGAGCUCAGAAGCGACAAUUGUCCUCUAUACUGCUUUAAUUUAUAACCAAAUAUUUUUAAACAUGUAUGAAGCCACCACUUUCGAAGUACACUUUUAUAUAGAACAGCGCCGAAUCGGGGAAAAACGAUAUGACAAUUGAUGAGAAUUUUAAUCGUAUUUACUGAAUAUCCGCAGCUAAAUAUAUUGCUAGAAAUAUAUAACCGUACGUAUACAAUAUGCAAACUAUUUGUCAAAAUUUAAAAAGUGGCUCAGGGCAUAAAUAUUUUAAAUAUUUUAUGCCGAACGUGCAGCAAGCGUAUCGUUAAUUUGAAUGAAAUUGUCUGACUGUUUUUGGUAAUAAUCAAAUAUACAUAUGUACUAUGGAAUAUGGAAAUAAAUUAUAUUACUUAUACAGAGAUAAACAG
Messenger RNA from Drosophila ficusphila, 2493 nucleotides. RefSeq lists its product as uncharacterized. The record is from RefSeq and is a predicted model, not a curated record. Bases 149 to 1447 code for a protein of 432 amino acids. The transcript is spliced from 5 exons. NCBI's taxonomy places the organism in Eukaryota, Metazoa, Arthropoda, Insecta, Diptera, Drosophilidae.